This is a messenger RNA of Hydra vulgaris (swiftwater hydra), 2362 nucleotides long. Its product is annotated as propionyl-CoA carboxylase alpha chain, mitochondrial. The record is from RefSeq and is a predicted model, not a curated record. Gene Ontology annotation, molecular function: propionyl-CoA carboxylase activity; metal ion binding; ATP binding. Lineage: Eukaryota; Metazoa; Cnidaria; Hydrozoa; Anthoathecata; Hydridae. Gene Ontology annotation, cellular component: mitochondrion.
UUCUUAAUUAAUUCGUGACGAAAUAUCGGAAUAACAUCGUUUUCAAGUGCGAAGUUUGUUUUCAAGUGCGAAGGGACGCAUUUAAAAUUACAAUUUUUUGCUUUUGUCAUUUCAACUCUAACAAAAAUAUCUGUAAAAUGACUAGCCGUUUUUUGCUAAAGUCUUGGUUUUGUAAAAAUAAUGCUACUAAAAGGCUGAUUACUUCAUGUCCUAACACUAAAGACAAGCCUUUUGAAAAAGUGUUGAUUGCAAAUCGUGGAGAAAUUGCUUGUCGAAUAAUGAAUACAUGUAAAAGACUUGGUAUAAAAACAGUAGCUGUUUACAGUGAAGCAGAUGCACAAGCUAAACAUGUACAGAUGGCAGAUGAAGCAGUAUGCAUAGGUCCGCCACCAUCAAAGCAAAGUUAUCUUGUUAUUGAUAAAAUUGUAGAAGCAUGUAAACUAACUGGGGCACAAGCUGUUCAUCCUGGUUAUGGGUUUCUCUCCGAAAAGUAUCAAUUCUAUGAAAAGCUUGAAAAUUCUGGAAUUAUUUUUAUUGGUCCAAACAAGCACGCUCUUCUGGCUAUGGGAGAUAAAAUCGAAAGUAAAAAAAUUGGUCUUAAAGCCAAAGUCAAUAUCAUUCCUGGUUAUGAUGGUGUUGUUGAAGAUGUAGAAAAAGCCAUUAAGCUUACAAAAGAUAUAGGUUAUCCAGUAAUGUUAAAAGCAUCAGCUGGAGGUGGUGGAAAAGGAAUGAGAGUUGCUUAUAAUGAUGAUGAAGUGCGAACUGGUUUUCGUCUCAGUUCUCAAGAAGCAGCAACUAGUUUUAAUGAUGAUAGACUUUUAAUUGAAAAGUUUGUUGAAGACCCAAGACAUAUUGAGAUACAAGUGAUGGGGGAUAACUAUGGAAAUGUGGUUUAUCUAAAUGAACGUGAAUGUUCUAUACAAAGAAGAAAUCAAAAAGUAAUAGAAGAGGCUCCAAGCUCCUUCUUAGAUGCAGAAACUCGUAAAGCAAUGGGUACUCAAGCUGUGAUGUUGGCAAAAGCAGUUGGUUAUAACUCUGCUGGAACUGUUGAAUUUCUUGUUGAUAAACAUAGAAAUUUUUAUUUUCUUGAAAUGAACACAAGGUUACAAGUUGAGCACCCAAUUACAGAAUUGACUACUGGUCUUGAUAUAGUUGAGUUGAUGUUGCGUAGUGCUGCUGGACAAAAACUUCCUAUUAAACAAGAAGAUGUAACUUUAAAGGGUUGGGCUGUUGAAUGCCGUGUUUAUGCAGAGGAUCCAUACAAAAAUUUUGGUCUACCUUCAGUUGGUUUAUUGAAAAAAUACAUUGAGCCAACUCAUAUUCCAAAUGUUCGAUGUGAUAGUGGUAUACGAGAAGGGACUGAUAUAAGUAUUUACUAUGAUUCCAUGAUAUGUAAAUUAGCUACAUAUGGAAAAAAUCGAGAAGAAGCAUUAAAUAUAAUGGAUAAGGCGUUAGACUCAUAUGUUAUUCGUGGAGUGGCUCAUAAUAUCUCAUUGCUAAGAGAUGUGUGUGAUAAUCCAAGAUUUAGAGAGGGAAAAAUAUCGACAGCAUUUUUACCACGGGAGUAUCCUGAAGGUUUUGCAGGUCGUAAACUUAGCUGUGAAGAAAAUGACCAGUUAUUAUCUGCUGCAGCAUUUUUAUUUUUGAAACAAGAAGACCUUGCUGGACAGUUUCUCAAUAGCAAGUUUAGGUCACCUAAAAUCUCAACAACGUGCAAUUUAUUUGUAAAAGUGAAUGGAAUAACUCACCACCUUAUUGGUAGCUAUGAUGGAAAAACAAUGCAGGUAACUGUUGAUGGAAAACGCAAUGUCACAUUUAACAGUGAUUCAAAUACUUCUUCAAUACUUUUUGAAGCUGAAGUUAAUGGAACACCAGUUAUUUACCAGACUUUGGAAAGAAAAGGACAAUCUUAUAAAAUUCAGCUAUGUGGAACACUAUUUAAUGUUGAUGUUUUGACACAGCAGCAGUUGGAUAUGGGGAAAUUUAUGAUUGAGAAACCAAAGGAGGAAGCUUCUCCGUUUCUGAAGACACCAAUGCCGGGAACUAUUAUCUCUGUAUCUUGUAAAGUUGGAGAUAAAGUGUUUGAGGGUCAAGAAGUUGCUGUAAUCGAGGCAAUGAAACUUCAGAAUUCCCUCACUAUUUCUAAAACAGGAAUUGUUAAAAAAAUUUAUGUAAAGCCUGGUCAAAAUCUUAAUGAAGAUGACUUAAUACUUGAAAUAUCUUCAUAAGUUAUUUUCGUAAUACAGUAUACGAAUAUUUGAAUUGUUAUUUUUGUAUACGAAUAUUUUAAUUAUCUUCGUUUCCGAGAGGUAAAACACGAAUGCUUAUUCAGAACUAUGGAAGUAAUAAAAUAAUAAUAAAA